This is a messenger RNA of Lycium ferocissimum, 1395 nucleotides long. RefSeq names its product protein PHLOEM PROTEIN 2-LIKE A10. The record is from RefSeq and is a predicted model, not a curated record. The transcript has 2 exons. Bases 70 to 1290 code for a protein of 406 amino acids. NCBI's taxonomy places the organism in Eukaryota, Viridiplantae, Streptophyta, Magnoliopsida, Solanales, Solanaceae.
UUCUCAGCUUAUGUAUUGAAGUUUAUUAGUGGGGUUUGUUUAUGUAUUGUGUAAAGUUUGAAUAUUUAGAUGGAUCUUGAAUUGGUGAAGAAAAGUUUGAACUAUGCACAAAAGAAGAGGAAAUGGAUAAUUCUUUUUGGAUUAGUUGGUUUAUCUAGUUAUGGUGCAUAUAGAGUAUAUCACAUGCCAUCUGUAGUGAAGAAAAGAAAGAGGGUUAUGAGGUUAUUGGGAGCUUUUAUUUCAAUGGCUGAAAUGGUCUCUGAUUCUUCUGAAGCUGUUAGUGUUGUGUCAAAAGAUUUAAAGGAGUUUUUGCAGUCUGAUUCUAAUGAAAUUCCUAGAAGUUUGAGACAGUUAUCUAAAAUUGCAAGAUCUGAGGAAUUUACCAAUUCUAUGAUUAGACUUUCCCAGGCUUUAACAGUUGGGAUUUUAAGGGGAUAUGGGAGUGAAAAUAAGGGCGAAAUCGAGGAGGUUGGUAGGCCGAAUCUUGCUGAUAAGGUCAUGGAUAAAAUGAUGAGUACUGUUGGGACUGGAUUUGUUUCUGUUGUUGUUGGUAGCUUUGCUAGGAACUUGGUGUUGGGUUUUUAUUCGAAUAGUGGAUCAGAUGAGGGGUUGAAUGGGAAUUACCAGUCAAGUUCAUCAGCAGUGCCGAGAUGGGUGGAUAUUGUUUGUAAUGAUAGAUGUAAACUAGUGAUAGCUGAUUGUAUCCAGACAUUUGUGAGCACUGCUGUUGCUGUUUACCUUGAUAAAACAAUGCAUAUAAAUGUUUAUGAUGAGAUGUUUUCUGGGUUAACCAAUCCGAAGCAUCAAGCUAAUGUGAAGGACUUUCUAGUUUCUGUAUGUAAUGGGGCUGUUGAAACACUGGUGAAGACAUCUCACCAAGUCAUGAAUUCUAACUCUGCUUGUUCGAUUGCUGAUCAAAGUGAAUAUUUAACUCAAGAAAGUGAAAAGGCUUUUGAGAAAGUGCCAGAUUCGAGUCAACCGAUAGAUCAACAAAGUAAUGGAUGGCUGACUAGUGUGUCAACAACAUUAGCGGUUCCAAGCAAUAGGAGGUUUGUGCUUGACGUGACUGGCAGGGUGACAUUUGAAACCGUUAGAUCCAUCGCGGAGUUUUUCACUUGGAAGCUAUCAGAGAGCAUGAAAAGAAGUGUUAAUGUUGUUCACGAAGAAGUUGUGGAGAGAGGGCUGGAUGUCAUCACUUACGUCAACACUAAAUCUUAUGUAAUUCUUACAGUAUGCCUUGCAUUAUUUUUACAUAUUCUUGGCAGUACUCAUGCUUUAUUGCCUGCCUAAAAGUUAUUGAUCUCAUUUGAUCUAAUGUCUUAGAAGCUUAUAUGUUCUGUAGUCUAUAUGUACAUGCAUUUGUUACACCUAUAAUUUAGAGGACAGUUUCUUUCA